Molecule: messenger RNA, 1253 nt
Organism: Pararge aegeria (speckled wood butterfly)
Lineage: Eukaryota; Metazoa; Arthropoda; Insecta; Lepidoptera; Nymphalidae
Gene: Dtwd2
Product: tRNA-uridine aminocarboxypropyltransferase 2
Exons: 2
Coding region: 418-1167 (249 amino acids)
Source: RefSeq, a predicted model, not a curated record
ACAACGAAAUCCUCAUCUCAGCUGUGUUCAUGUCUUAUAAUUAAUUUGCAUUUAUUUGCAGUGUUCUAUUAGCGUGUUUCUUAUUUCUUAAAUUAAUUAAACCUAAAACGUUGUGAUACUAAAAAAUCUGAUUUUGAGGAUGUUUUAAAAAAAUAAUAAGAUUUAUGUUUAUCAAGAGAAGACAAUGUGUUAUGUCGAAAAGUAACCCAUGUGAUGUGAUUUCCUUCGAAUUAUGUUUUUAUUGGAGAAGGUACAAGUACUGUUACUCUGAUAGAAUGCAAAAUCUGAAUCAAAUACCAAAUAUAGUGCCUAUAAUUGUGAGUUUGUAAUGUAGCAACUAAAGAAUACAUACAGGAAAACAGUUGUUUAAUUGUUGGAAACUAUGUUUGAAACUCAUGUGACGAAUAUUUCUUAAUUAUGGAGGAGAUUCAAGCCUGGGAAGAUUUGUCCAAUAUUCCACCUGAUCCACCGGUGAUGCGAGAGAUUUGCAACAAGUGCAAGAGACCUGCCAUUGUAUGUUGGUGUUCAGCAUUGCCACCACAGAGAUUAAAUCCUAGAAGUAAUAUCAUCUUGCUACAACAUCCAGCUGAAGAGAAGCGCUGUCUACGCACAGCUCCUAUGUUGCAACUUGGCCUAGAUGAAAAAAAGUUCUAUAUAUUUAAAGGAAAAAGAUUUCCUCAGCCUAGACACGAAAACUUAGAAAACCUAUUGAAGCAUCCCAACACCAUUCUGUUAUAUCCUAGUAAAACAGCAAUAGACAUUAAAGAGCUUGAAAAUGAAUUUACUUCAUACAAUUUGGUUCUAAUUGAUGGAACCUGGCCACAAGCAAAAGCCAUAUAUACUGCAAGCCCUAUUCUACAUAAAAUAAAACAAGUUAAACUCAUCACUACAAGCACCAGUGAUUAUAUUAUAAGAACUCAACCAACAGAGGGAUGUUUGAGUACAUUAGAAACUGCUGCAGAAGCUUUAUCACAACUUGAGUGUGAUCCUAUUUAUAGAAAACAAUUGAUUGAACCUUUACAUAUGCUAUGUAAAUUUCAGCUAGAUAAUGGAGCAGUCACACAUCAAUCUAAAGAAUUUUUACUGAAAACUAAAACAUAUCCAAAAUUAAUUGGAAAAAGAUUGUCUAAGCUAUUAAAGACUACAAAUGAGUAUAUUGAACAUUAAUAUUGUAAUUAAUUCAUGUGAUAAAAUUUUCUAUGUUUUAACAUUAUGUUUUGUUAAAUAAAAACUUUGUUUUUAAUUCUUUAGAA